Messenger RNA from Stegodyphus dumicola, 540 nucleotides. RefSeq lists its product as uncharacterized. The record is from RefSeq and is a predicted model, not a curated record. NCBI's taxonomy places the organism in Eukaryota, Metazoa, Arthropoda, Arachnida, Araneae, Eresidae.
AUGGUACAAAACUGGACUGUAAAAGGUGCUUGGAAGAUGUAUAAAUACUCAGAGUUUUCAAGGAGUCAACACAUUCCAGUUCUCUUUGCUUUAUCAUCCUCAAACGGAAGAUUACCAAUCCCUCUUCAACAUGAAGGUACUCGCUGUUAUCUGCGUCCUCUUUGUCGCCGCCGUUCAGGCCAACCCUCAGUUCAGAGCUCUAAGAGCUAGAGCUUCCGGUUUAGGAGGUGGUUCAGCACCUCAGGCACCACAAGCCAUCUCUGCCUCUCAACCUGCUGUCGGUGCUCCAGCCCAACCUGCAUACCAACCAAGUUAUCAAGCUCAACCUCAAUUUCAAGCUCAACCACAGUACCAGCAAUUCCAGCCUCAACCCUUUAACUUCGGAAGGUACCCAAAUGCUCCCUUUGGAGGAUUCCAGGCUGUUCAGGGCUAACCUAAACAAAUAAAAGGACUCUAAUAUAUUGUUAAAUAUACCGAGAGAAUGAAAUUUUAGCAGACUAUUGAAAAGCCUGCUAAUUGAAAUAAAGUGCCUAAGCAUUA